AUGAGGAAAGUGAUCAUCAUCUCAGGGAAACUCCAUUGCUGGCUUUUUCUGAAGAAAGUUCUAAUUUGGAACACGAGAACAUUCCGGAAUCUGAUCAGACAGAUGAGGAAGACAGUCUAUCAGAGUGGUGGGGAAAGAAUAGCUUAUGUUGCCGGUUCAGAGGAAGAUGACGAGGAGGAUGAUGACGAAGGUGAGAUUACACCAGAGGAGCCUCCCAAAAUUGAAGAACCCAAGGAGUCAUUUGGCUGUUCUACUUCCUCUGAGCUAAUCUUUGAGGAACCUGGGCACUCUAAUUUCAGUGAGGAUGCUGUCAAAGUACCUGAUGAGGAUUCUCAAACGUUGAAGUUUGAGGAUGAAUCUGAAGAAAGUGACAUCGAACCUUCAACACCUCCUGCUGAUGAGGCGAGUGAACACACUGAGGCUUUAGCAGAGAAUCUUACAGAAGAUGACAGCCCAGUCCCUAAACAGCUCUCACAGACAGACAUGCUCUCAGACUUUGAUAGUAAAAUUAACGAAUCAGAGCAGAAACAAGCUGUUGAAGAACUCCCCAUACAAAAAGAGGAGUCAGUAGAUUUCUCACAAGUAGAGAAUAGUUUUAAACAGGGUGGUACAGAGCUUUUCAGACUAUUUCAAGAACCAUACCAGAAGGUCCCAGAUCCAAGCAGAAACACAAUGGUGAAAGAGAGCCAUCAAGAACUCCCCAUAGAGGAGGAGGAUUCAAUACACCUAGAGGGGGAAGAGAUUGAGGAAGAGUUGCUAGAGGAUGAAAAUGCAGUAUUAUCUUCAUCCAAAACUGAGCACACUGAUGAAAAUGACACAGAAAAUCUAUCUGAAUUUGGGUCAGAGCAACCCAAUAAUUAUACACAAACCGAUGUUGUAUCCAGUGAUGUGUUGGAUGUGGUCCAACACGACGAGGCUAUUGACAUAGAACCUGAGGUGCAUGAGACUGAAAAUGAUGCUGAAAGCCACACACCCUCACUUAAAGAUAAAGUUCUGGAUCCCCUUCCAAACAAAGAGACGGAAUACAGUGACAAUGUGUUGAGGCUGACACUAUUGCGAGACCGCUGCAAGGAGGAGGAUAUGGAGCGCCUCCAAAAGAUUCUAGGUCCCGUGAACCUCUUUAGGUUGGAGUUCCUGUUUUUUGACCUGGAGCUGAAGGCUGCCCGGCUGUCCCAGACAAACGCCCGUGAGGACAUUGAAAAGGUGCUGGAAGCCAUUUUGGAAGCCUCUGAAACCCCAAUCCUGGAUGAGAUUGAGAGGAUGCUGGAUGCCCAUGAGAACGCUGACCAGCAGCAGGAGUCUGGUGAGUUUGUUGAGGAAGCUUCCAUCUUGGACGACUUCCAGGAAUUUGUGUUCACCCUGCGUCAGAAUUACUCGACGGCCAGAAACAGUGCUCCCAUGACAGUGGGCAGUCAACUACACCCUGACACAGAUGGGGAUAUGUCUGAAAACACCUUGGACAUGGGACUUAGCGUAGACAUGGAUCACCCUCCCUCAGGAUCUCUGGAGUCACCUCCUGUCACUGAUUUCCAUGAAGAUGAGCAGAGUGGUUCAUCAUUCGUAUCAGUGCUAAUUUUAUCUGGUCCUCUCGUCACCCUGUUUUAUGAGUAUCUUGGAAUAUAUGGUGUUAUGAUGGUCACCAGCCUGCCAGAGCACUGGAAGCCAGGUCCAGACUUCUACGGCGUGUCCUGUGAACCCGUGCUGAUCACUGCAGGUGCCGGGGUCAUCGGCUUCCUCUUCUGGAGGAGCAUUCUAUCUGUCAAAAGCAAGUCAUAUCUAAAGAUGGUGGACAGGAUGAAAAAGCUUGAACAAGAGAAGAAGGAGAUACUCCAAAAGGUCGCUGAACUGCAGCAACAGGGCGAAGAACUUAAAGAAAAGCAAAAGCUGUCUGAAAAAUCUGCCACUUUAUCUCUGGAAAAGAUCCAGGAAUUGGAGAAUAUUGUGCAAGAGAUGGAGAGACAAAAUGAGCGCCUGGACGAGGAAAAUAACUUACACGCCAUAUCCUUUGACAAAGAGCGGGCCAAUACUGCGAAACAUGAAGAUAUGAUGUCCGAAAUGGACAAAACCAUUGAGAAGUUGAAGCGCAGCAAGAAGAAGACCCAGGAUGCACUGUCGAAGUCUACCAUUCUGAUGGAUGAAGCCAAACUCUGCGAAGAUGCCCGGAAUGUCCAGGUCCAGGUUCUGGAGAAGGAUAUUGCCACCCUGAAGGAGGAGAACCUCUCGCUGCACCAUGCUGCCAAGUUGUGGGAGGAGAAGCACAGGGAGACAAGCGAGCAGAUCAAAGUCUACCAGAAGUCCCAGAAAGACCUGGAGGAUUCCCUCCUUCAGAAGGACCACAACGUUCUAUCUGACCUGCUAGGAGAUCUGGAGGCCUGCGAUGACCUGAAAGGUGGAGUUGUUGCUAACGGGGUAGCCUCUAACGACAAGCAGACCAUCAUCCAAAACCGCCACAAGCAAAUGAUGGAUGUCUCUCGGGUCCAGACCACUCUGUCUGUUGUGGAGGAAGAGCGCGAUCGCUUCAUGACCAAGCUGCUGAACGAAGAGAAGUCCAGGAAAGAGCUGGAAGAGCAAUUUCAGAAGCUGGAGCAUGACAUCUUGUUGGUGAAAAGUGACAAGAACCACCUGGAGAACCAGUACAAGACCCUGCAGCAGAAGAAUGACAUCAUGACAGAGAUGUACCAGCAGAAGGAGAACGCUUUGCAGCAGAAGCUGACCAAGGAGGAGUUUGAGCGCCCCAACAAGGAAGACCGGCUGACGGAGAUGGACGGCAAGGCCCUAGAGGAGGAGGUCAAGGUGUGUAUGCAGCGCGUUAAGGAGAUCCAGGACGAGCUGAAAUGGACCGAGAAGUUCUACAAAGCUCAGGUCAUUGAGCAGGAGCAGAAAUCUCACGAGAACUGGGUGAUUGCACGCGCCGCAGAGCAAGCUCUGUUCGACGAGAAGAAGGAAACAACUAACAUUCGUAACUUACUGACUGACAUGUCCAGCAAGCUGAAGGAGCUCUGUAGGCCUCUGUUCAAGCCCACCCCUGGGAUGGCUCCCAUGCCUCUCCGACGAGGACCACGACCUCACUCUGACCCUCACGGCCGCCGUUACUCUCCGUACCACAAACACCCAGUGGCUGCUAGACCUGACACCAUGGCCCCACGUACAUCCUCACCAAGCAAUCUGUGCAGCUCGAACUCUCGACCUCAGGGUCCUGGCUCCCUGCUGGUC
Messenger RNA from Salvelinus namaycush (lake trout), 3213 nucleotides. RefSeq names its product transport and Golgi organization protein 1 homolog. The transcript is spliced from 22 exons. Gene Ontology annotation, biological process: protein secretion; endoplasmic reticulum to Golgi vesicle-mediated transport; vesicle cargo loading. The record is from RefSeq and is a predicted model, not a curated record. The annotation marks the transcript as partial. NCBI's taxonomy places the organism in Eukaryota, Metazoa, Chordata, Actinopteri, Salmoniformes, Salmonidae. Gene Ontology annotation, cellular component: endoplasmic reticulum membrane; endoplasmic reticulum exit site.